Molecule: messenger RNA, 1406 nt
Organism: Pseudophryne corroboree (corroboree frog)
Lineage: Eukaryota; Metazoa; Chordata; Amphibia; Anura; Myobatrachidae
Product: transmembrane protein 272-like
Exons: 6
Coding region: 412-882 (156 amino acids)
Source: RefSeq, a predicted model, not a curated record
GAGGAUGCAAUUUAUAAAGCUAUAGGAAGUAUCAAACUAAGGAGAGGGUCACAGAGACAAAGAGUCAGAAUGCAGGGAAGACAAUGCCUUUAUAGUGUGUACUUUAUAACUGCAGUAUACAGGAAUAAGUACAUAUGCAGGAGAAAAGAGGUGGCUAUGAUAAAAACAGAGACAGAUAGGUAGAUAGAGAGAUUGAGAAAGUCUCUAUAGAGGGAGGGCGAUAUAUUGUGAGGGAGGUAGGUGUAGCUCUGCUGUUCAGCUCAUUCUCUCUGCUGUUGCUAUGGAAGAAGACAUUUCAACGCACGAUACUUCGAUUCUAGGGAUGGGAGAGGACGACUGAUUAUUUCUUACUUCUACUGAAAAAUCACUACCUGGUUCUUCAGACAUCCUUAUACCUGUAAUCAGUCACCAAUGGCAGGGAACAAACUAUGCUGCAAACCGGAUCUCUACACUGUUGGUGUGUGUUUAGCGACUACUGUACUGUGCAUAGCAGGGAUUACAUUCAUAAGCAUUGGGUCAUUCUACCUGGAUGAGUGUGAGCUGGAGAGAUACAUCCCAAUCUACGUGCUGGUACAAGGAAUAAUCUUCCUUCUAGCUGGAUGCACACUUGUGAUCCUGCUUUCAAGUGACAAAUUAAUCUUGUUUUUCCUAAUCUUCUGCACACUUUCUAUUUUCUGGUUCUGUUGGUUGAUAACUGGCAGUGUCUGGGUUUUCCGUCACUUCAUCUCCUACCAUGGACAAUGCCAUAAUGUUUUGUACCUCUUUGCGUUUUGGACCUUAAUUGUGCAGUAUAUUAUUCUAAGUACUGCAUUUUUGGCAUCAGUCAUUUACUGCUGCUUCUUUUGUAUCUUGCUUUGGGCUUGUACUGCUGUUCAUGGCUAAAGACCAAGUACAGGAAAAGCAGGCGCAUUUGAACUCAACCUGUGUGCUCUUUGGUACUAAAUGCUGAAACGGAUGGAAAUAAACAAGGAAGGGAGAAGUCUCUCAGGUCUUUAAGGAAGCAAAUGGGGAACAGAUCCAAAUUUGGAGCACAAAGUGUUAAAAAGCCAUUGGACAAACUGGGAGGGCUCAAUUUUUCAACACUGAUUCUGCUAAUUGUCUCUCAAUGGCUUCAUGUGAGAUCAACACGAGCAAUAUAGUUGGAGAUAAAAAGAAGCUCUGUGUGGAAUGCUGCUGACAGACUGGGUGAACAAGACACAUGUUGAGGAACUGUAAAACUGAUUUCAGAGAUUGUUCACUGACAGCUUGUAUAAGAUGUUUAAAAAGGCCUCAAUUUCUGAACACUGUGCAUAAAUACUAUUCAUUUUCUCAGCACUUUGAUGGCUUUUCAUGGAAAACACAAGUAAACCUUUUCUGCAUGCUGCAUUUGAGUCACGAGGUUAAAUAAAACCAGCACUUCUCAAAAA